Messenger RNA from Toxotes jaculatrix (banded archerfish), 1364 nucleotides. RefSeq names its product microtubule-associated protein tau b (gene maptb). NCBI's taxonomy places the organism in Eukaryota, Metazoa, Chordata, Actinopteri, Toxotidae. Bases 1 to 1155 code for a protein of 384 amino acids. Gene Ontology annotation, molecular function: microtubule binding. The record is from RefSeq and is a predicted model, not a curated record. Gene Ontology annotation, cellular component: neuron projection. The transcript has 9 exons. Gene Ontology annotation, biological process: microtubule cytoskeleton organization; neuron projection development.
AUGAAGACAGAGGAGCAAGCAGAGACUCCCUGCUCCUCCUCCACACCCCGUCCUGAUGAAACACAAGCUGAGGAUGAGGAGGAGCAGCUGAAGGGAGGAGCUGGGAUUUCAGCUGAGGUAAAAGAAAGAAGGGCUUCCUGCAGCUCAGAGCCUCCUGCUGAGGAGGAGCUGGGCGUCCAGGAGUUGAAAAUAAACGCACGGAUCCACCAAACACCUCCUGCCCCUCCGUCCUCUGAAGACCAGGAGGUCCCAGCUUAUGAAACAAGCCCUCCUCUGACCAAUGGAGACCUCAGCAAAGAGAAGGGAUGUUUGAUUUCAACAGCAGGUCCUCCCUCCAGACCCAGAGCUCCACCCACAGGAGCUGCCCCAGUGAAGAAAACAAUUCCUCCAACUAAGAAGUCUGGUCCAGCUAGGAAAUCAAAUGCCCCUCCUCCCCCCACUGAAGCCGCGAAGGAAACCGAAGACGCUGCGAAGGCCUCCAGGACAGCAGGAGGCGCCAGAGCAGCCAAGAUGAUCUCAGCCAAGAGCUCAGAGUCAGUGGAUGGAGUCAGCAGUCCAGGAAGCCGCUCUCCUGCCAGCAGAUCGUCCACUCCAAACAGAGACAUCAAGAAGGUGGCGGUGGUCCGGACCCCCCCCAGGUCUCCCAGCUCUGCUCGUGGACGGACACCCCCCCUCACCUCCCACCCCAUGCCUGACCUCAGCAAUGUGAGGUCAAAGGUCGGAUCCACAGAAAACCUGAAACACACACCCGGAGGGGGCAAGGUUCAGAUCGUCAACAAGAAGAUGGAUCUCAGUAACGUGGCGUCAAAGUGCGGCUCCAAAGACAACAUCCGCCACAAACCAGGUGGAGGGAAGGUGGAGAUUAAAUCAGAGAAGGUGGAGUUUAAAGCUGUUCAUUCUAAAGUUGGUUCUCUGGAGAACAUCACGCAUGUACCAGGAGGGGGAAAGAAGAAGAUUGAAAGUCAGAAACUGACCUUCAGAGAGCAGGCCAAGGCUCGAACUGACCACGGUGCUGACAUCGUCAUCCAGCCUGACUCCUCCCCCCCUCGCCUUAGCAACACUUCUUCCCCUGGAAGCCUUAAUGCUGCCGAAGCUCCGCCCCUCGACACCCUGGCCGACCAGGUGUCAGCCUCUCUCGCCAAACAAGGCCUGUGAUUGGAUGACCCCUGUACCUGCAGACCCCAACCUCUCGUUACCAAGGAAACUGCCUGAUGAAAGAAAGAAAGAAAGAAAUUCUUCUGCCUUUUCCCUCGAGCGUCUUCAUCACAGAGCAGAUUGCAGGGAUUUUAUGAAGUGAAACGAAGCCCAGUCAUUAUCAGCCAAUCACAGCUCAGUCUGGCAGGUACAUCCAUCCAGGUGUUCAG